This is a messenger RNA of Penicillium olsonii, 1347 nucleotides long. The record is from the annotation of a GenBank genome assembly. NCBI's taxonomy places the organism in Eukaryota, Fungi, Ascomycota, Eurotiomycetes, Eurotiales, Aspergillaceae.
AUGAACCUAUGGAAGGAUAUGGUCAGAUCUAAUAAAAUAACCACUGACCAGGAAGCGAGGUUAAAGCACAAUACAGAGCGACUCGUCUGCUCCGAAAUUAUACAGGAAUAUCAUAUUAUGAUUCAGGAAGGACUUGAAUCAUCAUAUUUGACCAAUGGGCUGAGCCGUGUCCUCCUACGUGUUCCGCAUGACCAGCCCAGUACGCUCUACAACUUUUUCUGUGAUCCUCACAACGAAGUGACCCCAGAAAGCGAUAUUACUUCCCAGCUUAGGAAGUCUUCUGUUGCGAGGGUACUUUGUCUAUAUUUGAUGGCAUUCCGUUCGCCUAUUCAAGGACAAGACACCAACCCUGAAUUUCCGAGUCCAGAGUCCGGUUCAUCUUAUAGACUACCAUCGUCGUCUCCGUUACCAGCCGCCUCAGAGGGUCGUCGAGUGCCCACACGAUCUCAGACGAGCUGUGCACCUUCGGAGAUUCAACCGCGAUCGCAGUCACCUGGCUCGUCUGGCUCUGAUACAAAUCAAGUAGCUGGCCAUAAACGGAGAAUCAGUCAGGUCACGUCUUCUCCAUCUGCUCGGCGAUCAAGUCGCCAACCAAAGGCAGGGAAUGACGAAGACGACCAUCGCCAGCGCCGCGCCGCGCAGUUCUGUACGCAGCGAUGCUUGCUCGGAUUGCGGACGAGGAGGAAUCUAGAUGCAUUGUGUCCAAACGUGGAUCGUCAUCGCCGGGGCCAGAACGACCCGGCUCAGCAUCCGAUAUCGGCAGAGGAAUUGACACUUUCAUUGAAAUACCAGCUGGAUGAAAACAUAGAUCGAUGCAUACCUCUCGGUGGUUGCGGCUCAUACGGCGCUCCUUUCAAACUUACGUGCAUGGAAUACGGUUACACAGUUCUCGGCAAAGGCACCACUUCGGGGUUGUGGGAAGAAGUUUCCCGUGAGGUGCAGGUGUAUCAAGUGCUGCGCAAGGCGCAAGGAUCUGCUGUGCCUGUGUUUCUGGGAACGAUCGACUUGGCGAAGAUCUUCUUUCUUCAUGGCGCUGGACAAAUUCGCCACCUGCUUGUAAUGGGGUGGGGAGGUGAGUGCACAGCGACUAUGGAGCUGACGCAACGGCUCCGCUGUGAAAUUCACAGAUCGAAGAAAGAAAUCAAAGCCCUUGGAAUAGUACAUGAAGACUUUAGGCGAGAGAAUGUCCUCUGGAGCGAAGAGCUUGGGCGUGCUUUGAUUAUUGAUUUCCACCGCUCUACGUUGGAAUGUCGACCGACUCUUCAACGAGCGGGGGCGGCAAAACGACGACUCCGUCGAACGGAGGAAGGCGAUGCAAAGCGUGUUUGUGUGUCGCAAAAAAGAUAA